Messenger RNA from Vidua chalybeata, 2085 nucleotides. It is a transcript of the gene CREBZF, whose product is annotated as CREB/ATF bZIP transcription factor. Bases 54 to 1022 code for a protein of 322 amino acids. The record is from RefSeq and is a predicted model, not a curated record. Lineage: Eukaryota; Metazoa; Chordata; Aves; Passeriformes; Viduidae. The transcript has 3 exons.
CUGCCCUCAGGCUCCGUCCCGGCCCGCCGGGCCCUUCUCCCGCCGCUCCCGCCAUGCGCCACAGCCUCACGCAGCUGCUGGCGGCCUCGGCCGGCGGGGCCAGCCCCUCGGGCGCCGUCUGGCCGCUAGCCGGAGCGGGACAGGCCCCGAGAGGGCGGGAUGGCGGCGGGGAAGGGGACCCGGGGCCCGCGCGGCCCAAACCGCAGCCGCCGCCGCGGCGGGAGCCCCCGGGCGCCUCGGAGCCGAGGCGGCAGGAGAAGGAGGCCGAGGCGCCCGGCCCGCUGGAGGUGUGGGAGCAAGAGGACUGGUUCCCGGGCCUGGAGCUGGGAGACCUGCUGGAGGCCGCCCGGCCGGACUGGGACCUAGACGCGGAGCUGAGCGACUGCUUUUGUGGGGACCCGGAGCCGCUGCCCGCGUCGGGCCAGCGCCCGCGGCCGGCGGCGCCCGGGCGGAGGAGCGGCGGGGCCGGGAGUCGGCUGAAGGCGGCGGCGGCGGCGCGGUUGAACCGGCUGAAGAAGAAGCAGUAUGUGCUGGGGCUGGAGAGCCGCCUGCAGGGCCUGGCUGCCGAGAACCGGCAGCUGCGGGACCGCAACCGCGGCCUGAGCCGCCGCCUGCGAGAGCUGGAGCGGGAGAGCAGCUACCUGCGGGCUGUGCUGGCGAACCAGAGCGCGCUGGGGCAGCUCCUGAGCCGCCUGGCCGGGACCCGCGCCGGCGGGCUGCAGCUCAGCACCAGCCUCUUCAGGGACACGGGCAGCCCCCGCCACCAGCACCUCCAGCCCGCCGGCGAGAGCAGCGACCACGACUACGCCCUGCCCAGCUCCCGGCCCCGCGGGCUGGAGGAGGCGGCGGCGGUGACUGAGACGGAGGAGGAGUGGGCGGCCCCCGGCGGGAUCUGCCUGCACGUGGACCGGGAUCAGGUGUCGGUGGAGUUCUGCUCCAUCUGUGCUAGGCGGGCAGCGGCCUCCUUCAAAAUUUUCUCUUUUAGGUGGUUGCCCUGCCAGGCUCCGUUGUGUAGGGGUUAAAGAACAGUCGUUUUCCACCUCGCAACCUGUGGAUUCAGCUGUGUUGGGGCAGAAGAGACGGGACCAGCUGCUGGCCACAUUUCCUGCUUUAUUUUAAAAGGUAGUAUAAGAAAUGAGAAUAAAGAGGUAACAGGGCUUUUGCUGUAUUUGGUUAAAAAAAAAAAAGAAGUUGAAUGCUGGGAUUAUUUACUGUCAUCCAAGAUGUUUUUUUUUAAAAAGGCAAUAGUCUGUCAAAUAGGUUUUACUCCACUGUAUGCAGAAUUCCAUCUGUUCAGGGGAUAUUGCCAGCACAAAAGAGACUUAGUGGGAUAUGUGUGACCUUACACCUCUGUGGUGGCAUCAACAGGGCUGUUCAAAAUUUCAGUCUUAACUUGGGUAACUCUGCUGUAACUGAUGGGUUGUACCAGUGCACAGGAGUCAGAGUUAACCACCAGGACCUGCACUGACUGAUACGUAAAAUGGAAAUAAUUUAGAUUCAACCUAAUCUCAACCUGCCUGGCUCAGACUUCAUGAAAGUGGUUUAUUUUUCAGUUUAACGUGCUUGAGGAAAAGAGAAACACUAAUGUAGCAAGCAUGGGAUGUUCCAUUGGCAUUUUUACAGUUACUUCAGUGUAGGAGUGUUUUUUAAGUUAAUUUAAGUAUGCAUUCUUUCUUGUCGCAUCACUGCUGAAUGGCAGGGUCAGGGACAGUUCUUCUGGCCUCUGCUGAACCUGCACAAUGCUCUGUCAUGACACGACCUGUGGCUGUGUCUGAGAGCAGCUGAUUUUCUGACAUGCAAAAUGAUGUAUUGUGGUACAAGAACAAGGUCAAGUCCCAAGAAAGUCAGUGGCUGCAGGCAUUUCUAGUGCCUACUGAAUCAUAUUUAAACCAAAUAGAAGGGAGGAAGUUAUUUGAAACUAACCAACUGUACUAUCUGUAUGGUGUAUUAUUAAUGUAGCUUUUUGAAGUGAAAGCCUUGAAAUGAAAUAAUACUUGAAAAUAUAUUGUAAAUGUUUCUUUGUAAUUAUGUGCCAUUCAGAUAAGAAUACAAUAUCAUAAUAAAAUCAGACUUGUUGAUCUUUCA